CAUAAGACACCACUAAAAUGGAACUCAUACAUAAAUAUAGAAUAGAAUAAUAUUUUCAUUUUUUAAAUAACAAUCUAUAGAAUCCAAUGGCAGCAGACCUCUGGAGGCAAAGCCGUCCAAUCGCAUUUGAGGUAGGCGGGGCUUAAUCGUUUCACAACACGACCGAUUCUGACAAUGAUAAGAGAAAUGACCGGCUUCAUACCAUCGGAGACGAAGAUGAUUGUAACUGCAUGUUGAUCGGUGAAGGGAAGGAAGAUAGCAGGUGCUUGUUCAAGAAGUCAGAGCAACAUUAUAUCGGAGUGACAGCUUUCGAAAUUGGGGAACCGAGACUUACUGAUAAUUGGAAGGAGCGCUAAAGGCUGCUCAGGAUGAAGGGUCUCUACCUGGUGGAACCCGUGGUGGCGCUGUACGCCUUCUCCACGUACCUGACGUACCCUCUGGUGACGCAGUAUGUGUACCGCCGCCUGUGGCAGGAGCUGACCAACAGCACCUACCCCGUCUCGGACGACACGUCCGCGUGCGCCGCCGCCAACGCCAGCGACAACCAGACCGACUAUUUCCAGAAGGUGCAGGAGCAGGCUUCCCUGUUCUCGCUGUACUCUCAGAUCCUUUCGGCCGUGCCGUCUUUGCUGGUUACCCUCCUGCUGGUGGCGUACAGUGACCGGGCGGGGCGGAAGGUGGCCAUCAUCCUGCCGCUGGUGGGCACACUGCUCUACACGCUGUCCCUGCUGCUGGUGUCCUUCUUGCGGCUCAACGUCUACCUGUUGGUGGGCGCCUCGCUGCUGUCUGCCCUCUUCGGGGGCCUGGGUACCUUCCUGGGCGGUUGCUUCGCCUACGUGGCCGACUUGAGCGGCGGAGGGGACGGCCGGCGGAUGACGCUGCGCAUCGCCGGGCUGGACAUGAUGAUCGGGUUGCUGUCGGGCGUGGCCGCGCUGUCCACGGGCUACUACCUGAGGGCAGCGGGCUUCAACGGGCCCUUCCUAACUUCGGCCAUCUGCCAGUUCCUGGUCCUGCUUUACGCCGUCUUCAUCCUGGAGGAGACGGUGACGCGGGCGGACUCGGGCGGUGUCGGCGGGUGGGCCGCCGUGCGGCACAUGUUCUUCGCAAUCUACAGGAUGUUCGCGAGGGCCGCUCCCAAGCGGCGCACGCUGCUCCUCCUCCUGGUGUCCGUCUUCACCAGCUUGUCCUUCACCUCAGUGGGCAGCUUCUCCUUAAUAGUGCUGUACGAGCUCAAGGAGCCGCUGUGCUGGAGUGAGAUUCUCAUUGGCUACGGCGCAGCGUUGUCCACCACCGUCUUCCUGUUCAGCUUCGUGGGCGUGGCCGCGUUCACCUACUGCGGUGUCCCGCAGCUGCUUGUGGUGCUUACGGGCAUCCUUUCUUUGGCGGCGGGCAUGACCACGGUGGCCUUUUCCAAAACCACUUUGAUGAUGUUUCUAGCGAGGCUUCCCAUGUUGCUGUCCAUCAUGCCCUUCUCAGUGCUGCGAUCCAUGAUGUCAAAAAUCAUCUCCAAGUCCGAGCAGGGUGCCUUGUUUGCCUUGCUCUCCUUCGCGGAGGUCCUGACAUCCAACGUGUCGGCGGCGGUCUUCAAUACCGCCUACGCUGCCACGGUGGCUCUGUACCCCGGGUUCGUCUUCUUGCUCGGCGCCGGACUCUGCGCCAUCCCGACCAUGCUUCUGGGCGUGGUGUGCGCGAUGGGAGUGGACGUGGCCGUCGAGGAUGAGACGCUGAACGAAGACGAGCGUCCCCAAGCGGACAAGGACGCGCCUCAGGAUGACAGCGACUGCGACCCGCUGCUAAACUGAAAAACACAGGGGGGGGAAAAACACCUGAAAAUGUCCUUUUAAAAAAAAAAAAAAAAUGUAAAGGUCAGUGUGUGUGUGUGUGAUAUGUCAUUGUUUUUAAAUACAAGUUUUCUCAGCCACCA
Messenger RNA from Syngnathus acus (greater pipefish), 1924 nucleotides. RefSeq names its product solute carrier family 46 member 3 (gene slc46a3). Gene Ontology annotation, molecular function: transmembrane transporter activity. The record is from RefSeq and is a predicted model, not a curated record. Lineage: Eukaryota; Metazoa; Chordata; Actinopteri; Syngnathiformes; Syngnathidae. The coding region runs from base 369 to 1802 and encodes 477 amino acids. Gene Ontology annotation, cellular component: lysosomal membrane. Gene Ontology annotation, biological process: vacuolar transmembrane transport. The transcript is spliced from 7 exons.